GAGCCUUCUUGUUGAGUAUUGCACGAGCUCUCAAAAUUAACAAUGCCGAAACACAACCUGAUUACGAUUUCUCAGGCUCUCAGGUCCUAUACACCUUCAUUUGGAAGUGACAAAGAGCUAAAAGUCAUCACGAGCUCGCUUAGCACAAACACAGGAGAGAAAGCGAAGACAGCGCUCACAGGCAGCCCUCCGUUCGCCGAGCUUGUUUUCCAUAGUAUUGCAAUAUGCAUUAUUAUUCUCAUCACAUACCUUAACAUCACGAAUCGCUUCUGGCAAGAAGUUCAGGAGUCAGGUCCUGUUUCCGACAACGGAUUCCACUUCACCCAAAGUUCAGAACUACAUGGUUUACAAUUCGCUGCGAAACUUCACGAGCUUUUCAUGCAAGCCUCUUUAUCUGCAAUGGUUUUAUACUAUGCUCACAGACUUCUGGUCGGCACGAAAGGUGUGCCAUUUGGUCUGAUCGACUUUCCGUACAAUAGCAACUCACUUGGUAUGCUUCGCCAUUGGCGAUUCUGGCAGACUGGAUUCUUCAGCACACAGUACUUAUCUUUUGCAACACUGCUCCUUGUGGUUUGCAUACUCUCAGUCAUUGUUGGACCAUCAUCCGCUAUUCUCGUCAUACCUUCUCCUGGUUGGUGGCACAACAGGAAUCCUUUCAACGGGCAAAACAUGACGACUUACUUCUUGGCAAAUACUACGGAUAUAUGGCCAUCGACCUUCACUCUCUCGGCCUUUGAUCCCGCGUUUGUGAGUGCAUCCCUAUGCGAAGGAGUACCGACCGACCCAAUCAUCGGAUGCCCUCUGCAGGGCUUCCCGGAAAUUAUUUCCUGGUUCCUAGGUUAUGCUCUGGGCUCACAGAGCGACAACUUUACUGUUUCGGAGGUUAUCAGUAACGCAUAUCGAUCGGUCUCGAGCACGGUACAGAAUGCAUCAUACGCUUAUCAAAUGAACAACUUGUCAGCCACGACCAGCUAUACGACUUCAUUGACGGACCGGAUGGUACUCUCACUUGGUACCUUCUGGAAUUACGUACAACGCAGCAACGUAGGAUCAAUAGGCGAAGUAUCGAAACCACGUCUACGUGUCAAAUCAGACAUUGAUACAUAUCAGCCACUUGUACAUGUUGCCUGUCAAUCAUAUCUGUAUGAUGGCACGCAAACCAAUAUUACCUUCCUUCCGAGCAUCAAUGCGUGGAAUGCGGGAAGCUACAUAGACGAGCCAUGGUUGUUGGACGGCCAAUCUGAAAUUUUGGACAAUCUUCCUAGCAUUACUCCCCGAUUUUCCUUCUACAAGGACACUCGAGUCAACUCAUCAACUUCGCUCCUCACACUAGCAAUUAUUCCUGUGCUGAGUAGUAACUCGACAGAUCAUGCAGUUCAAGGAUCCGAUAUUCUGUCUUGUUCAAUCGACGCUCGUUGGGCAGCGAAUGAGAUUACUUAUCAGCCCAAGGACUUCGGCAGCAUUUUGACCAAUCUUACCGACCCAUCCAUCUUCGAGAACGUAAACGAAUCAAGUCCACAAUUUACCAUAAACGAAUACGGCAUUUCGAAUAGACCAAUUGACUUGGAACUUGACUGGGCUGGGCUUCUGAACUAUAACUGGACUGGAGACACUGCAAAUGACUACGAAUACAACGGAUACAUACCUGCGACAACGAUGACCGGCUUACUCUUCAUCCCAUUAGUCAACGCCAGCGUUGGUACCAACAUCAGCACGUUUCAGAUAUCCAAUGAUACAUCAAUGGAUUACUACAAAACAAUCGAAAGUACAAUUGCUACACUACUUGGCAUCGUCAUAACGGAUGCUAUUUCGCGAACUUCUUCUUGUGCACCAGUGCCAUAUCUCGACAUAAAUCAAACAUAUAACUCACUCCUCGAUCUGACAGAUCUUACAAGUGCACCUACCACCCAAUAUGCGACGGAGCUGAAUAAGCCUGGUGAUUUUAUCCUUAGUUAUGAUGUGGAGAGGUAUGGUUAUGGUUACGGUCUGAAUAGCAGCACAUCCAAAGCUGCACUAACGGCCUUGCUUUUCUACUCAGUCAUGGUCAUUCUUCAUGUUUGUUAUGUCGUCAUGUUGGGACUGCGGGGUAGAUAUCAACGGACCACUGCUUGGGGUGAUAUACACGGGCUCGUGGCACUUGCUAAAAAUUCAGCCCCUACAGAUAGUUUAUACGGCACAAGUGCUGGUGUCGAUGAGAAGAAGACUUGGGCUUUGAAAGUCAGAGUGAGAGAAGUCGGUUGUGAGCAGCUGGACCUUGUUUUCGACGACGACCCUAGACUUUAUGGUGGAAGUAUUCGUGUUGGGAAGAAAUACCGCUGAAAUGUUAGAUAGCGAAAUCUUGAUGAGUUCACUAAGCAAUAUCCAUUGACGUCUUGCCUGUCAUGCAGAAAUGUUCUCACAUUUCCCAUAGCCCACAUGGUUGACCUCGCCAGAUGAAAAGGGGUUCGCUUGAUAGCUCGAUGCUCGAAUUGAUUAUCUGGCAGGGAGAUCAACGCUGGGAAAGUCAUCGUGCUGAAUAUAAUUUCUGGGCAAUUGAGUUUUCGCAAGGCUGAUAUGCGCAAGAGUUGAAUGUACUGUACAAAGCGAGCAAAACAACAUGACUAUGGCAACGAUCGAGAAACAAAAGCAGGAUAUCGCGACGCUCACAAACCAAUAUUACUCGAAAGUCACCAGUCUUAAUGGCACAAAUU
Mollisia scopiformis is the source of this 2690-nucleotide messenger RNA. RefSeq lists its product as uncharacterized. NCBI's taxonomy places the organism in Eukaryota, Fungi, Ascomycota, Leotiomycetes, Helotiales, Mollisiaceae. The transcript has a single exon. Bases 43 to 2319 code for a protein of 758 amino acids. The record is from RefSeq and is a predicted model, not a curated record.